Messenger RNA from Sphaeroforma arctica JP610, 1548 nucleotides. RefSeq lists its product as hypothetical. The coding region runs from base 424 to 1362 and encodes 312 amino acids. The record is from RefSeq and is a predicted model, not a curated record. Gene Ontology annotation, molecular function: DNA-binding transcription factor activity; protein dimerization activity. Gene Ontology annotation, cellular component: RNA polymerase II transcription regulator complex. Gene Ontology annotation, biological process: positive regulation of transcription by RNA polymerase II. NCBI's taxonomy places the organism in Eukaryota, Ichthyosporea, Ichthyophonida. The transcript is spliced from 3 exons.
ACAGGAUGAUGGUACAUGGUAAUAAUAUAAGUAAAUUGGUGAUGUCUAACCUCCCAAUAUACAUAUAGGAUUCAACUGCGCAGAUACACCCGCGAAUAGAUCAAAGAGCGAUACCCUUUAGCGUAUUAGAACUUGCAGACUAAAGUCUGUGGAGUUAUAAUUAUAGUGCUGGCGAAUUCUUGUUUUCUUACAAGUGGCUCUACCCUUCCCUCGAUGUACUUGCGAUGAUGGGACAAAGCCCUAUGAUAUAUAAGAAGCUUUAGAUUCGUGAGCGGUUCUCUCUACAAUCCGGGAAAUAUCUAACCUUGGUCAGCUUUAUAAGGGAACAUCAACUUUAUAAGCACGCCCACACAAUCAUAUAUACAUAUAUAAGUAUAUGUAUAUUAUAAGCGGGCGAUUAGUACAUACACUUUUAUAUACAUUAUGAGUGAAGGAAAUCUCACAUCAACGCCACCUGCCACGGCAGCCAGUGCACGCAGCGAGUUUGAUGAUAGCAGGAAUACAAGUAAUCCGUCCCCUAAUUCAAAUAAUGGCUUCAACAACAACAACCCAGCUCAGUACAACAGUAGUAUUGCUAUCAACAAUAUGAUCAGCAAUGGACAGAAUAACAUGCCCAGUAGCUUACAGCCGGGACAGCAGAGCAAUGCAUCUGUUCCGCCAUUGGAUGCAGCAAGCAAUACAUCACUCACACAGGGAAUGGUAUCCAACACGCCCCAUGGCAUGCUUAACAACACACCACAGACACAGGGCAUUCCCCUACAUUCAGUACAAGGGAUGCCAACCAACUCGGCACAGGGUCUGAUUAAUAGGGCUCCUAUGCCGAAUACUAUGAACAACACACAAAUGCCCAACAAUACAAUGUCGUCGGAAAUGCCUAGUUUGAGCUCUAAUCAAGGAUUGGUGAAAGUGAAUUCUGGUGGGUUAAACGGCACUGGUACGGGUGGCCCAGUGCCUGUAGAGUUAAGAAAAGACAAACGUGCGCAUCAUACAGCGUUGGAAAGGAAGCGGAGGGAUCACAUCAAAGACAAAUUUGCAGUGCUGCACAAAGAGGUACCGGGCUUGCAGGAGAACGAUAAGGUGUCGAGGUCGAACAUACUCACAAAAGCGACUGACUACAUCAUUGAUCUGUCAAAGAAGAACGAUGAGUACCAUGAUGAAGUAGAGAGAUUGAGGCGACAGAAUCUUAUCCUUCAGCAACAGAUAGAUUCUCUAGAAACGGGGAAGAUCCAGGGAAUCGAACACGAGCCCGACCACUAUGAUGGUAUAAGUGGUAUGAACGACCAGAUGAGCGAUCUCAACUACGGUACAAGUGAACCGGGUAUCAGACCACUCAACGAACCUACGCUCAAUGAUAUCCUAUAAUAUACCGGACAUGGGGUACAACAGGCUGUCAGUCGAGAAAGGGCUUAAGCGGUUGAAUCGUUUGGGUCCUGGAAUCGAUGAGGUGCGGAUGAAACAGGACAGAACGAUAUUUGACAGAAAAUUGGGCUUGUAUGCGUAUGUGUUUCACGGAAAUAUACAUUCAAUAAAAACGGCGUAUCCGCUUAA